This is a messenger RNA of Emiliania huxleyi CCMP1516, 797 nucleotides long. RefSeq lists its product as hypothetical. NCBI's taxonomy places the organism in Eukaryota, Haptophyta, Isochrysidales, Noelaerhabdaceae. The transcript has 4 exons. The record is from RefSeq and is a predicted model, not a curated record. The coding region runs from base 60 to 602 and encodes 180 amino acids.
AGCUUCUUGAACACGACAGACGCGCUCCGGCGGACGCCACUUCCUCUUAGUCAAGCAGAAUGCGCCACCGCGAGUGGAUCCACGUCCUCGCGGCGCUUGCCUUCCUCGUCGCGGCGCUAGCCUUCCUCGCGGCAUCGGAGGAAGCCGCUUCGGAGGACCGCCUUCUCGACGAGGACCGAGAGCUGGACGCCCUCGCCGCUGAGAUCUCAAAACUGCAGGCCAAGUACGCCGCGCUGCAGGACGGCGAGCGCGGCGGCGAUCUCCUGGUAGCGGGCCAGUGGAGCGCCUCCAGAGGAGCGCCGGCUCUCCUCGCGCUCGCUGCGCUCGCCAUGGUGCUCGGCCUGCCGUCGGGUGAGCAGUGGUGGGCGGUGGAGACCGCGCACCUGCAUCGGCUGACGCUCGCGCUGAAAGUGCCUGCGCUCGAGGCCAAGUACACCUCCGCCGCCUUCCGCUCCGCCUCCACGCCGCUCAUCCUCUUCCUCGUCACAUUUGCGAAUGUGUUCCUCAUGUUGGGCAUCCUCUACCCAGCAGCGGGCGCCGCCCCUGCCCGUCGGCACGGGUGCCCGGGCCGGGUGCCGAGCCAUCGCAUGUGGAGUCACUAGGCGCCACCCUGCCCGCUAGCGGUACGGCUUGGGGGCUGGCGAUGGCGGCCGUGCGCUGGCGGGCCGAUCGCAUGGCAGACCAGCAGCGCGCGCGCGUCCUCUUUGGUCGCGUGCUGAACGGGGUGAGCCUGGCGUGCUGGCUCGCGUGUCCUAGACGCUGGGAAUACGGAUGCAUGUACCCCACCCCAGCACUCG